Messenger RNA from Acaulospora morrowiae, 596 nucleotides. Lineage: Eukaryota; Fungi; Glomeromycota; Glomeromycetes; Diversisporales; Acaulosporaceae. The record is from the annotation of a GenBank genome assembly.
GGCACAAAGUGAAACCCGAAUGUAUGGAGGAUUACAUUAAAUUAGUAUCCGAGCAUUAUCCUCGAAUCGCCAAUGACCCCGACAAUUUUGUUCAUCUUUGCGGUAGUUGGCAGACGGAAAUUGGCCAACUUGAUUCUUUUGUUCAUAUCUGGGAAUAUCAAGGAUAUAAGGGUUACCACGAAACGCACAAUCGUCUUCGAAAUGAUCCCCAAUAUCAAAAAUUUGUUAAGCAAUUACGCCCCUUACUUCGGAGUCGAUACAAUCAAAUCUGCCUUGAAUUUGCCUUUUGGCAGACCAGUCCACCAGCCGUUAAUGGUGGGAUUUACGAAUUAAGAUCAUACGAGCUUAAGCCCGGUAAUUUAUUAGAGUGGGAAACUCAUUGGCAUCGUGGUCUUGAGUGCCGUCGACAAUUUUGCGAACCAGUGGGUGCCUGGUUUGCACAAUUGGGUGCUUUAAAUUAUGUCCAUCAUAUGUGGCAAUAUCCUGAUCUCGAGAAACGCAAAAUCACUCGUGAACAGGCAUGGCAGGUAGACGGUUGGGCUGAAACUGUUUAUAAGACAGUUCGAUUGAUAAAGUAUAUGGAAACAGACGUUUUG